AUGCCUACUUGGUAUUUAGAGAGAUUGUAUCGAUAUAAAAAACGAAUUGACAAGAAAUCCAACAAAGAUGAAACCGACCAAGCCCGAUUAGAACUCUGCAAGCCAGGAGUAGGAAAAAGUGAAAUCUCUCAAAGACUAGCCCAAGCCUUAAAAAGACCGAUCCAAAUUAUCAAUGUCGGAGGAAUGGACGACGGAGGAGAAUUAGAAGGCAAAAGGGCAACCUUACAAUCUGCCAAUUACGGAAAAAUGAUGGAAGCUUUUGUGGAAAGGAGUUUUUUGGCUGAAAUUACUAUUGAAGACUUAGAAAGAGAAAUCCAAGAAAUUAAGACUAGAAAAGAAGUUAUUAAUGAAGGAACUGAUGAUCAGAAAGUAAUUGAGGUAGAAAGAAAACCCCAAACUAUUACGGAAUGA
This is a messenger RNA of Paraglomus occultum, 411 nucleotides long. NCBI's taxonomy places the organism in Eukaryota, Fungi, Glomeromycota, Glomeromycetes, Paraglomerales, Paraglomeraceae. The record is from the annotation of a GenBank genome assembly.